Molecule: messenger RNA, 1863 nt
Organism: Cucurbitaria berberidis CBS 394.84
Lineage: Eukaryota; Fungi; Ascomycota; Dothideomycetes; Pleosporales; Cucurbitariaceae
Product: MFS general substrate transporter
Exons: 2
Coding region: 1-1863 (620 amino acids)
Biological process (GO): xenobiotic detoxification by transmembrane export across the plasma membrane
Molecular function (GO): fluconazole transmembrane transporter activity
Source: RefSeq, a predicted model, not a curated record
AUGGUGGCUGCGUUGAUAAGGGAUGCCCCGUUUGGGCAAAUCAUCAGAUACAUCACUAAGAACCGUGUUCUUCAAUAUCCAGAGGAACGCGCAGACUUCCAAAUACCAGCCGCCUACACAAGACACACCCGGCCGUUACCAAAGCGACUCAGCACUGAUGUCACCGAAGUUCCCAAACUUGAGCCAGAAGGCCUAGCAACCGAAGAAGCCGUCUACCCAGACCCAGAAACCCGCGAUCUCGAGAAGCUAGACACCAUCAGCGAAGUUGAGCAGACAGAUCUCGAAAAGAUCCAGACGGCACGAACCCAGCACACAACGAGGACGCAGAUUUCCCGCGUCGGAACACGGACCGCACUGCAAAAGUCCAUUUCUCAUGCGGAUCUUGAACAGCAGUUCUCACUGGCGUUUGUGGAAAGAGGCCCAAGUCGGCCAAUUGAACCUGAAACGCUUGACGAUGGCACCAUCUUGGUGGAUUGGUAUGACACUGAUGAUGCAGAUAACCCACAGAACUGGAGCUUCAAUAAGAAGAACGUAGUGCUCUCUCUGAUUCUCAUGUACACCAUGGGAGUCUACAUGGGUAGCGCAAUCUACUCUCCCAGCAUCCCAGGUGUAAUGGAGCGCUUCGGCGUCGAGAUAGGAGCCGCGUCGCUUGGCCUGUCCAUGUACGUUCUCGCCUACGGCAUUGGACCUUUGCUCUUUUCGCCUUUGAGCGAGAUCCCGAUUAUUGGACGCAAUCCGCCCUAUAUCAUCUCCUAUGCCAUAUUUGUCAUAUUGCUUGUACCAACUGCUCUAGUCGACAACUUCGCUGGCUUGAUCGUCCUCCGGUUCCUCCAGGGUUUCUUUGGCAGUCCCUGCCUAGCUACUGGCGGCGCCACUCUGCAAGACGUCUACAGCCUAAUUAAGCUUCCUUACGUCCUCUCUCUAUGGGCGUUUGCAGCGACAUGCGGUCCCGCCCUCGGGCCAAUCAUUUCUGGAUUUUCUGUCGCCGCUAAGAACUGGCGCUGGUCUCUCUGGGAGAUGCUCUGGAUGAACGGACCCAUCUUCCUAUCUCUCUUCUUCCUCCUCCCCGAGACGUCAUCCGCAAACAUCCUUCUCCGCCGCGCUCAACGCCUCCGCAAACUCACCGGUGACAAUAGCCUCAAGUCCCAGUCUGAGAUCGACCAAGCGAAUCUCACCCCACGCGACGUCGUUAUCGAGGCCCUAUGGCGCCCCUUUCAGCUCAUGCUGCUUGAUCCUAGUAUCGCCUUCACAGCCGUGUAUACCGCAAUCGUCUACGGAAUCUUCUACAGCUUCUUCGAAGCUUUCCCCUUGGUCUAUAACGAAAUGUACCACUUCAGCCUCGGACAACUAGGCCUGACAUUCCUUUCCGUCACCGUCGGCGUCAUACUGAGUAUAACCUGGUACUGGUGGUACAUCUACUACCGCGUGGAGCCGUCGAUCCGCGCCCAUGGUCUUGGCUCGCCGGAGCGCCGUCUCGUUCCUGCGUUAUUCGUGACGUUUUUUGUUCCGAUCGGCCUGUUCAUUUUUGGCUGGACGUCCAACUCGUCUAUCCACUGGAUCGUGAGUUGUAUCGGCAUCGUCAUUACCACCAUCGGCAUCUUCCUGAUCAUCCAAUGUGUGUUCUUGUACCUGCCGUUGGUGUAUCCUCAAUACGCUGCCUCUCUCUUCGCCGGUAACGACUUCACCCGAUCUGCUCUCGCUGCUGGAGCUAUCCACUUCAGCUAUCCCAUGUUCCAUAACCUUGGUGUCGAUCGUGGUGUUUCACUGCUAGCCGGCCUUACGGUCGGUUGUAGUGCGGGAGUUUAUGUCCUUUUCUUCUUCGGCGAGAAGUUGAGGGCCAAGUCGAGGUUUGCUGCAAAGUAA